Molecule: messenger RNA, 1436 nt
Organism: Lactuca sativa (garden lettuce)
Lineage: Eukaryota; Viridiplantae; Streptophyta; Magnoliopsida; Asterales; Asteraceae
Product: 1-aminocyclopropane-1-carboxylate oxidase homolog 1
Source: RefSeq, a predicted model, not a curated record
UUAUGAAUAUCAAAGAUAAGAAUGCCAACCGACAAUAGAUGAUAAAUCAUGAAAACAGUAUACAUAAAACGACAUAAAUAAUGAUACUAAUGAUUGUCAAUGCAGUGAAUAAUAUCUUAUAUUGAAGAUAAUAUCCAGUGGGAUAGUGUAGAAGCCACACAAGACUGAGAAGAUGGCCCUCGUUAGUAUGUCUCCAUGCACACCUGAGUAUGACCGGAAAGCUGAGCUCACAGCUUUUGACGAAACCAAAACUGGUGUCAAAGGACUUGUAGAUGCCGGAAUAACGGAGGUCCCUUGGAUGUUCCAUCUACCCUCACCUGAAAAUCUAAACUCCAAUCAACACUCACACUCAGAGCUUAGUCUUCCGACCAUCGAUCUGGAAGGAAUCAACGAAGAUCCGAUCCGGAGAAAAGAGGUGAUCGAGAAAGUGAGGGAUGCAUUCGAGACAUGGGGUUUCUUCCAGAUUGUGAAUCAUGGAAUUCCUGAUAGCAUGUUGGAGGAGAUGAAAAAAGGUGUUUUAGGGUUUUUUGAGCAGGAUAGUGAGGUGAAGAAACAGUGGUACACUAGGGAUCGUAGCGGGAAGCAUAAGUUCGUGCACCACAGCAACUUUGACUUGUUCACCGCAGCGGUGACUAACUGGCGAGACUCUUUCUUUUGCACCAUGGCUCCUGAUACUCCUCAACCAGACGAGUUGCCAUCGCCUUGCAGAGAUAUUUUAUUGGAGUACUCAAGACAAGUGAUUAGACUCGGAAGUUGUCUAUUGACAUUGAUGUCAGAGGCUCUAGGGCUCAACCCAAAUCAUCUUUUAGACAUAGGAUGUGGCGAUGGGCUUGCUGUCCUUGGCCAUUACUAUCCUCCUUGCCCACAACCAGAGUUAACCAUAGGCACCCCGGACCACACUGACAACGAUUUCAUCACGAUUCUUCUACAAGAUCAUGUUGGUGGCUUUAAGAUCUUGUAUCAAAACCAAUGGACCGAUGUUCAUCCUAUACAAGGAGCUCUUGUAGUGAAUGCUGGAGAUCUUUUACAGGCAUGCAUUUCUCUCUAUCUCAAGCUUAAUAUCGUCGCAAUAUUGCUAGUUACAAAUGACAAGUUUGUGAGUUCACGACACAAGGUGGUGGCAAACAAGGUUGGUCCAAGAGUAUCAGUGGCAUCGUUCUUUAUGAGUGAGACCUUGCAAGUUAUUGAACCAAUCAAGGAGUUGCUUUCGAAAGAUAAUCCAGCCAAGUAUAGAGGCACAACAGCGAAAGAAUAUGUGGAUUACUACAGAGCAAAAGGAAUUGAUGGCACUUCUCCUCUUUUGCAUUUUAAGAUCUAGAUCAAUUAAACAUCGAUUGUUGAUUUAGCAAUACAUGAUGAAUUUUUUAUUUUCUUGUUCGUCUUAUGUCAUGUAAUGUAAUCUAUCUAAAAGAUAUUUUCUUUGUUUUUGUGUGAUA